CUUAUUGCUCUGACAGAGGAGUACGAUGUCCCGCAAAGCGCUCAAAGUGGUGGUUGAAAUAAAGUUCAGAGCGGUUUCUUGUCCUGGAGUUCAUCUGCCAGCCAAGGAUGACAUCUACCUCAGCAUAUGCUUCAUGGGCCAGUACUGUCAGUCUGAAUGUCUCCCCGCCGUCUUUCCUCUGCUGUUUCAUGAGAUGAUGACCUUUGAAAAGAUUUUCAGGCAUGCAGUUGAUCCUGGAGACAUUGCUGUGAUGCUUGAGUAUGAGACAGUCACAAUAGAAUUGGUGCAGCUUAUUCCUCCAGUGGCAGACACUCUGGCUUACUUUGAAGAAGACACUCGACGAUUCUUAUUUCCAGAACCUAAACUGGUUCCCUCCUUCUCUGGAGUGGAUCGAGAGAUUCUGAUGACCCGAGCCCCUCACUUUCAAGGCAUUGCUCCAAGGUUGGAGUUUUCCACCAAAACAACCAUCAUUGAGUGCUCAGCUGACGCCGAGAUCAACAUUUACCCCAAUGUACCCAUGAAGCCAGUGAUAAAGAGGAACAGGAAACACUCCAGCAGACCCAGGAGCUCAUCUCCUCAGAGAAGACAACCUCAAACCCUGGGAAAGAAACAAGGUGGCAGGGCGUACAGAGAAAACCGCACCAGGUCACUGUCUCACACUCCAGGACCACAGUCCCUGUCCCCUCUGAGACCUGGAAACACAAAGAGGCUGGAGCAGCUCAGCCUGGACUCUACAGCUUUAGACCUGGCUGACUGGGACCAGACCAGCAUCUCCCAGAAGAUGCUGGCUUCAUGGCCUGGAGCCAGCCGGUCUGACUCGCCUCACUGCUCUGCAGUGUUUACCAACUCUUUUUCACCUUUGACCAGCUCCUCAUCAGUGAGACAUUUUCCAACUGGCAGAAGAAAAUCCUUAUCCAAUGGUUUAGUUGGAGGAAUAUCAGAAAGCUACUCCAGCUCUUCAGAAACACAUGACUCCCUUGGCUACCACCAAGAUCAUGACUCUUCAGGGCUGUGGCGGUCUUACAGGUCCCAGUCCAGCUCUCAUAAAGAAUGGGAAGAGGUCCAAGAGCGUGUUCGGGGACUCCUUACCACACCUAAAGCUGUACGCCGACUUGUGUAUGGGGCCACACACUCAGAGGUAAGCGAGGUAUUAUCCAGGAGGUCCAUCUCUCCAGGUCCACCCUGAUGACCAGGCCAGGCUCUGGAAUGGUGAAGUGAACCUGCUCUGUGCCUCCAUGAGUUUCAUCUUUUACUUGCUGCCCCUCUGAAGCAUCCUCAUGACAUCAUAAUCACAACAUCCCUAGCUUAAUUCUGGUUAGCGACCUGUGUGUCUAUACUGUGAACUAUCCAGUAAAGGUAAAAACAAAAGCUGCUUCUAAUUUUCUUUGUGGCUUUCUGGAUGUAAACAAGUUGUAACUCUAGAGGGCAGAAACAAGACUUUGUCUGUCUUUUUCUUCUCCUCUAGAGAAAGGAACCACCUUGCCAAUGAAGUCCUCAGAUGUCACGACUCUUCUGAUGUUCUCGUGUGUGUGUGUGUGUGUGUGUGUGUGUGUGUGUGUGCGCAGAUAGGUAUUUCAUUGCAGUGGUUUGAUAAAUGCCCACAAA
Messenger RNA from Epinephelus lanceolatus (giant grouper), 1605 nucleotides. NCBI's taxonomy places the organism in Eukaryota, Metazoa, Chordata, Actinopteri, Perciformes, Serranidae. The record is from RefSeq and is a predicted model, not a curated record.